Messenger RNA from Myiozetetes cayanensis, 2702 nucleotides. RefSeq names its product phosphatidylinositol transfer protein beta (gene PITPNB). Gene Ontology annotation, cellular component: cytoplasm. Gene Ontology annotation, molecular function: phosphatidylcholine intramembrane carrier activity; phosphatidylcholine binding; phosphatidylinositol binding. Gene Ontology annotation, biological process: phospholipid transport. The record is from RefSeq and is a predicted model, not a curated record. The coding region runs from base 86 to 904 and encodes 272 amino acids. The transcript has 11 exons. Lineage: Eukaryota; Metazoa; Chordata; Aves; Passeriformes; Tyrannidae.
GCGAGGCGCGGGCGCGAUUGGACGCGCGGGUGUGGGGGGGGCGGGGCCUGGCGCGGGAGCGGCGCGUGCGCGGAGCGACGGGAAGAUGGUGCUGAUCAAGGAGUUCCGAGUGGUUUUACCUUGCUCAGUGCAAGAGUAUCAAGUUGGGCAACUUUACUCUGUGGCAGAAGCUAGCAAAAAUGAAACAGGAGGUGGAGAAGGCAUUCAAGUCUUAAAAAACGAGCCUUAUGAAAAUGAUGGUGAGAAGGGACAAUAUACUCACAAGAUCUACCAUUUAAAGAGUAAAGUCCCUGGCUUUGUAAGGAUGAUUGCUCCAGAAGGCUCCCUGGUGUUCCACGAGAAAGCCUGGAAUGCAUAUCCCUACUGUAGAACAAUUGUGACAAAUGAAUACAUGAAAGACAACUUCUUCAUAAAAAUUGAGACCUGGCAUAAACCAGAUUUGGGGACAACAGAGAAUGUGCACAAUUUAGAUCCCAACACGUGGAGGAGUGUUGAAGUUGUCCAUAUUGAUAUUGCAGAUAGAACUCAAGUAGAACCAGGAGACUACAAAGCUGAUGAAGAUCCUGCAUUAUUCCAGUCAGUUAAGACGAAGAGAGGACCUCUGGGGCCAAAUUGGAAGAAAGAGCUAGCAACUGAUGAGGAGUGUCCCAAAAUGUGUGCUUACAAGUUGGUGACCAUCAAGUUUAAGUGGUGGGGACUGCAGAACAAAGUCGAAAACUUUAUACAAAAGCAAGAGAAAAGGAUAUUCACCAACUUCCAUCGCCAGCUGUUCUGUUGGAUUGACAAGUGGAUUGAGCUGACUAUGGAGGACAUUAGGAGAAUGGAGGAUGAAACCCAGAGGGAGCUGGAAGCGCUGCGUAACCAAGGCCAAGUGAGAGGAACGAGCGCUGCCAAUGACGAGUGACGACGGACGGAUGCCGAAGCCGGAUCUCGGAUGUGUGUGUGGGUGCAUGACUCUGUAUAUAACUAUACACGCACAUGCAGACGGAAGGGGUGGUUACAGUGUCUCCGGGUGCUAUACCUGUCCUAGCAAAGAUUCCAAGGAAACUGCUUUCAUUAUGUAUACCCCAAGCAAAUAAAAAUCAACUGAGUAGUGUCAUUUAAAGGAUGAAUUUUGCUAACUGGUAUGUUCAUGAAUGUCAAUACUGGACCAAUUUCUGCCCUACUUGUUUUUUUUUUCUCCUGUCCGAGUCAUUCUGCUCUAACUCACCCAUCUCUCAUUGUAAAGAAACACUCAAACAAGUUAAUUUCGGUUUUAUGUCUUCCCUAUGUGAUGAGUUUUGGAAUAGGAACAAUGAAUGUAUUUAUAGCUAUUUAUUUCUGGAUUGUCAUUAUCCUAUAGUCAAAUCAGAAGAAAAUUUCUAUUAGUGGAAAUUGGAAGACUUUUACUGUUGAAUAAGUUUAACCCAAACGUUACCCACUCACUGAUUUAAAAGAAAAAACCCCUUGUUUUAUUGGACUUUUGUACAUUGAAAUGCUAAUGGUUUUUCUUCAUUAAAAUUGGCAAGAUUAAGAAAAAUGGUUUGUGAUUUAUAAAGUAAUUGCAACUUGAAAUUUUUCAGAAGUUGCUUUUUAGACAAGUAUGCUGACAGUACUUGUAGAGCAUUUCCAGGCAGUGAGGAGAGGGACAGCCCUUCUCUCCAGGAACACUCCUGCCUGGGCAGUGGCUGUUUUCCAGAGCUUCCCUUUGGAAGCCAUGCACAUGGUCUGGAUUUCACACACAGCAAUGGAAUAUAAUUAUGAUUUUAGCUCUUUUCAUGUUGAAAAUACACUUUGGGAGAUGUAGACUUUCAGAUAUGAUGAAAGUUUCAGUUGUAGCCCUGACACAUUUUCACGCUGUCUUGGAGAGCCCCUGGGGUGACAAAUCCCUCCUGUAGGAAACUCCAUAGGGAAAAGGUCUUCAGCAUGUUUAAGAAACUAUACUACUACAGCAUAUAACAGAGGGAUAUUAUCCAAAUGCUUGCUGGAUCGGAGACAAAGUAUUUCAAAAGCACUAGUCAGAUAAAGUUCUAUUUAUGCCUGGUUUCCUCCCAGCACCCUUGGCAGGGCCAGCCUUGCCUGCGCUCCCGUCCUCGGAUCCUCACACAGCCAGGUGCAUUGGAGCCAUUUCGGAAAUGCAUUGCUCACAGAAGGAUCUGAUUUCCAUUACUCUCAGUGACAAAACGUUCCUGCACUGGCAAGGUGGGCCAGGUGGGCCGUGCACCUUGUCCUGGUGCUGCACGAGCCAGCACUGCCAUGCCUGCCCUGCGCUGGUGCCUCACCCGCGCCAUCGCACCUGCCCGCCCUCCAGGCCCCACAGCGUGAUGUGUUUAUGUUCCUUUCUGGGUUAGCACUUAAGUGGUUAUUUGUCCUGUACCACCAGGAGGUUGGGUUGGUAAAUACACACAGAGAUAUGGCACACACACACACACACACACAGGUCGUAGAUGUGAAGUGCACACUCCCAAGAGGGCUGCACACCUGGAACCCAAGGGCUCAGAUCUCCUCGGUGCUGCAGUUCGUGUCCCACCGUCGUUAAUGUGUUGUAACACAGCUGGUGGGAAAGGGACCCUCUGACUUCAUCCAUGGAUUUGGACUAGUUGUGAAAAUUUGAGAGAAUAUUGUAGUGAAUGUACAAUGUUUAGUUUCCUUUUGGCAGUCUCUGGUGUGACUCACAGUAAAGCAGGCAAUGAAAUUUAAUUAAAUAAAUUUGAUCAUAAAAA